AUUUCUUAUUCUCAGGCAAAUGAUGCUGUUUCAGAGCUCAGUAGCCUAAAUAUCACCAGCAACAAUUCCUUACAGGUAUGUGGUUUCACCAAUGAUUUAAAAACGUCAUCUUUUUAAUCUAAAAGUGUAGCGAAAGAGCAGCUACAAGCAUCGAAUCGAUUUGAAGGUGGUAUAAAAUAUAAUACGUAAGCGCAAAAAAUUUCCACGCAAAGAUUAGAUAUCUUCUACCAUUAGUUGUAGAGUGAUUAGUACUCGAAAAGUCUUUUUUAAGUGACCUUUUCCUUCCCUUAUCUUAUUGAAAAAAGCCUUACUCUCAGAGGAACAAUUGAAAACAUAUCUUUUAUGAUAUAUCAGAAAGACAUAUAUAUCGAUUUGCCCAAAACGAGAAAAUCCUCUGCGGUAUCAUUUUUGCGAUAAUUGUUGCUUUUGAACCGAAAGCGCCUCUUGAUGCCGCAUUUGCCAAUUAUCACAAUGAAUUGAUUUACAUCUCAUUGUGAUGAAUCUUAGAAAAGGUAAAAUAACUAAAUAAUGUGUACUUCAUGGACUUACAGGAAGCUGCAAAUGUGUUUGGAAACUUCACCACUAAAUAUCAAAAAGCGACCCCCGGAGAAGAACAGUCUGGAGUAGAUGAGCUCAGAACGGAGUCCAUUUUUAAGGUGGCAGUCGCCUUCGAGAAAGUUGUUCUUAGCUAUGGCAAACACCAUCUAAGUGGAACAAAGAGUUCAAAAAGGAUCGUUCGCGACAACAUAAGUGAGUAUUUGCAUGGCUGUCUCUUCAGAUUUGUGAUAACUGAUGAUCUAUUCAGUAGCUGUCUGACUAAUCAAGAGAGUGAGUGACUGAGUAAGUGACUAGUCGACUUACUGACUGACUGGCUGACAGUGACUGACUGUCUCUCUGCAGCUCUGGGAGAUUGAAUGACUAACUGAUUUCACGACGGAAAAAAAGUCUGAAUGAGUUUUGUUGGUUGAUUUCAUGAAUCUGACCGUCACUUAUAUUAACAUUAAUUUUUUUUCCUUUCUUUCGAAAGUCCUUGUUAUUCAAAAAGUUUAUGGACAAAAUGCAAGUAACUUCUAUCUGAAGAAACACGAAUGGCGAGCAUCUAUCAAUAUUUCCUCAGGGAAUUUUGCCGACAAUGGUUUGUAUACAUUGCCAUUAUAUUUUAACAUUCAAUACCCGUCAAUUCUUUGACUCAUCAGUGUCUUAUUGAAUAAUCGUCAAAGUUAAUUUGAUUAACUCGUAUCUGUAUAGCAUCUUCAAGAGAAACUUACAUUAGCCCACAUUUAACCUACCUGGAAUUUUGUUCUGCUCUCUUUUAGGAUCAGUAAUAGUUGGGUGUGUGUACAAGGAUCUACAUGAUUUAAUCCAAAAAGGUCAUGAUAAAACAAGGUACGCGAAUGGUUUGGAUAUCUGACAUUAGCUGCAAGUAAGAAGAUAGUUUUUAUGCGCUAUAGACAUAGUUUCGAAGAAUAAUUUUUUUAAAAUAUUUAUUUUUCAAUUGUGCACACCUCCGUCCAUGUUCAUAAAAGCCCCAUAGAUGGAAAAUUGAAAUAGUAGAAACGUGAAACGAUUUUUUUCUGUCGCGCUGAAAUGAACAAACGACGAGAUAAUGAAAACUGUUAGUCUCCUUGCUUAAUUACCUAAAUGUCAGACUCGGAGGUACGUUUCGUUAAAAGAACCAUUAUGGACGUGAUGAUCUAAUCAGAGUCAGGCUCCCAGUCUGAGCUUUCCCAAAUUUAGCCGGUGUAUGCAUCCUAAAAAUUAAUGCAUUAAUUUAAUUAAUGCAUUUAAUGCAUUAAUUUAAUGCAUCCUAAAAAUUAACUUUUAUGGUCACAUUGGUAAAUUAAAGCUGCUAGCCGGUCAUUACCCACGCAGUAAACCAAAAACAUGACCGUUGUUUAUUUCCAUUUUAAUUGAUAUACUUGCAUUGGCGUGCGUUGAUGUGCUUUUCACUGAAGUGAAGCGUGUGAGAUAAAUUCUUAAGAGGGCAAAACAAGGACCGUAAUUAAGAGACUAAAAACACUGACGAGUAAUUUUAUAACUCGACUCACUCUUGACAUCGUUGAUUCAUAUUAUGGGACAGAAUUUUGUAUGUUUACAAUUUUUUUGCGAGCGAGAGAGUAAGAUUACUCUUCUCAAAUUAAUUAAAGGGGAGCAGAAUUUUUUUCAUAGUUUUUGGUCGAUUUUGUUCAAACCGGCAUCUCUUUCAUAAUCAGCAAACAGGUGUCCGGCAAUCGAAUGAUCGAUUGACAAAACUUUAUUGUGAGUUCGAAUUGAAUUGAGUUUAAGGCACGUGAUUGAGCGCGUGACUAAGCGUAUGACUACCAUUCGUUGGAAGUUUCGUAGCACUCUCGGGAGUAAAGAGUCAGUCGAAAAUAACAUUAUUUCUCACUUUUGGUUUUGUUUACCCUUCCCCGAAAAACAAUCAGCAAACAGGUGCUCGGCAAUCCAACGAUCGAUUGACAAAACUUUAUUACGAGUUCGAUUAUGUUCGACUGAGUUUGGCAAUCGAACUAUUCCUUUUCGAAUUGGUCGGAUUUCCGAACGUUCGAUUAGAUAUCUCUUAUAUUUUGCUCCAUUGUAGUACUUCAGAAGACGCAAUGUGCUAACAGAUGUUUCUCAAAGAUAUUCGAGACAAUAUUCUUACCAUGUCUUUCACUACGCUUUCAAGUUCAAUGAAAACUUCCCUUUCCGAAUUUUCUUUUUCAUCCUGAACUCUUCGAGGUUCUUUUUUUUUUUAUUAUUAUUAUUAUUAUUGUUGUUUUCGAUUCAUUGCUGUUGAAAAAGCCUAUUUCUUUACUGCGUUAAUUUAAUUGAAUUCAUUUUAAGGGAUGUAACUGGCUGCCAUUCGUUUGAGUUCCUUAACGCUAUCGGAAACAAAGAGUCGAUAAUAAUAUCAUUUCGCACUUUUGGUUUUGUUUACCCUCCCCCUUAAAAUCGCCUUGGCCAUCCCAUGCAGCACAUUUUCACAAGAACUUUUUGGCCAUUCAUGGCUCUAUGUUAUGGUGAUUUAUGAAUAUCUUGGACAUGUUGAGUUGUUUGUGCUUCUCCAUAUGAACCAAGUAAUUGAAGUGUCUGCUUCAAAUACUUAAAACUUGUUCGUGGCCAAAUGUUUCAUGCAACUUUGUUUUUGUGAUCAGGAGGAAGUUGAUUAUUAUAAAACAUCGCUACGAGCUUCGGUUUUUAAAAUUGACCCCGUAGUAUUACUGCAAUAAUGAGAGUACAUUGACUGUGCAAUUAUUACUCCAGCUUUACGUUAGUUAACAUGCGUGCUGCACAAUAGGUUACACGGUAGCGUGCUGUGUCCGGUCACACGCUAGCUUUUGUAUUCGAUGGUUGACACGCCUUGCGUGUUUGCCUACUCACGCUACAUUGCUCAAUGGCGCACGCUCGAUUGUUUGUAGUUUGUUAUAUGAAAGAAUAGCAUGCCUAAGCUCAUUAAAGAGUGCUCUAGCGUGCUAAGCAAGCGUGUUAUAGCCAGUUUCUUUUGUUUUCAAGUGGAAUCGUGUUGAGAGCGUGCUAUCAUAUUUGUCCCUUAAAUCAUAUGGAGGGUCACAUAUGCAGUAAUUUGUUUACUCGUUUAGGCAUGUGGUAACUAGAAUUAUGAUGGCUGCUAUGGAUCCCAAACCAGAAAAGUUACAAGAACAUGUAACCUUGAAGUUCAGGAACCUGAAGGUAAUAACAAAAGCAAAAUUAAAUUCGUUCGGUUCAGUUUAGAUCAGUUUCAGUUUCAAUAAGUUCAGGCUCAGUUGAUGUAUCAUUUCAAAUGAUUUAACUUGAAUCUUCUUUCAGAAUGACCCAAGUGAGAAGCAUUGCAUGUUCUGGAGUGGCCUCAACAAUAGGUAAAACGGGAAAACAACUGACAUCACCAUGACACAAAAUAAACCAUUGUUCCAUCCUUUUUUCUGAAUUGAUUGAAUUUCGAAUUGCAAAGAAGAAUUAACAUCAUCGAUCACAAGUUCGCGUAACGGUCUAACUGGUGGGAGUGGUCUUGAAAGGAAGUGCGAUCUGUGGUUGUUGAUAAUAAAGAACGUUUCCUCAACAGGAGCAGAAGUCUUAUCGUUAAGUUUUUACGAGAUACUAAUGAAGGAACUGUACUUUGAGAGUUUACCUCGAUUUCCUACACCGGUUAUCACCCCAACUUACUCUUGUUUCGGAGUGAUGAACUGAAAAUCCAUCAAAGCCAAAAGGCAAAUUUGACAUUAAAAAGGCACAAAUAACCAACAAAUAACUUACCAACUCUGAAUCCAGUCUUCAGCCAGGUUAAGUGAACAAUCCCAGUAAGUAGAAUGAAAGCCAUUUAAUAUUUCAUCAUAUUAAUUGCCUAUUACGAGUAUUUAAUGGUUUAAUUAUCUCGUUAUAUUUUUCAGUCAAGAUGGAUUUUCGAAAGAUGGAUGUCAUAUAGUUACAUCCCAAAGCAACUCAGAAGAAACAGUCUGCAGCUGCAAUCAUUUGACUCAUUUUGCUGUCUUAGUUGACUACAGAAAUGACAGUGUGGUAUUACGUUUUUCAAUAUUUUUUUAAGUAUUGCUCGUAUGUUCAUUAAAUUGAUAAAGAUGUUAUUCCCUCUGUUUCUGAUUGUUACACAGCUGUCUCAGAAGGACGAAGAUAUCCUGGAGAUUAUCACCUACCUAGGAUUAAGCCUUUCCAUCAUCGGAAUGAUUCUAACUAUAAUCAUGUAUUCCUUGUUCGCGUGAGUAAUCAAUGUCAAGUUUCUUAUGCCUUUGAUUGGUUGAAACUAUCAGAGAAAUUUUUAGAAAUCACCAUGGUAUAUUUUUUCUUAAACUAGAGAUGUUCAUGAACCUCUCACUCAAAUACGACUGAGUCUCGCCGCAUCGCUGGGUGCUGGUCAAAUAAGCUUUUUCGCUGGAAUGCACGCCAUGGAUAACCCAGUAAGUGCUUUCUACUCACAUUCACAUUAAUUAAUCUUUUUACUGGCCUCACCAUCAACAUUAUCAGGACCUUUUUAAAAAUAUUUUGGUAUCUAUUGCGAAUUUGAAAUUUAUUAAAUGAAAUUAUUUUAAAUUUUUAAAAUUUAUGAAUCAGGAGAAAAUAAAAGAACAGGAAAAUCGUUUUUUCCUUUUUUUGCAGGCCAUUUGCAUCACAGCAGCAGUUCUUACUCAGUAUUUCCUGAUGGCUGCUUUCUGCUGGAUGCUAGUGGAAGGAAUCUACUUUUACUUAUUAAUUGUGAAAGUUUACAACAUCAGCAAUAGGUUGAUAGUGUAUCACGUCAUGUCAUGGGGUAUUCUCCUUUUAUCUAGAAUGACUUUUCUCAUUUUUAAUGCCGAUUUACCGUAUUUUGAAUCGGUUUAUUCCUGAUAUGAUUUCCCGCGAACUUUGACCUCCCCCUUCUCUUUGUGUGUGAAGGUUUCCCCGUCAUUAUAGUCAUCACUUCUCUCAGCAUCGCAAUUGGAAAAGGAGGGAUUCAAAGCUACACCAGCAAUAAAUAGUAAGAAACAAAGUUUUCGUGAACUUUACCUCCUGUUUAGCUUCCUCUUCAUGUUUUGGUUUAUCUCUGAUUUGGGUUUCCUUUUUUUUUUUUUUAAUUUUAAAUCACGUAUAUUUGUUUUUCGUUUUGCUGAAACCUGUAUUUUUGCUUUUUGCGAACUUGUUCAUUUCCUCUUUCGCUCUUUCUCUUGUACUCCUUUUCAGCCUUCAAAUACCAUAUCUUAUAUCACUUUAAUUCUCUUUUUCUUUUCUCCUUAGGCAGCAUAGCGCAUUACUUGGGCACAUAUUUUUUUUUUUGUUCUUCCCUUUUGUUUUAUUCCAUCGUCAUUUUAGUUGUUCUCAAUUAUGAGCUGUGAUUUGAUUUUCAUUUGAUUUAAUUUGAGAUUUUUUGCCAGUUUCUCGUUCCCUUAGCUUUGUCUUUCCUCUUUUCUUCUUUUUCAGUUGUUGGUUGUCGUCAACUUAUGACUUGAUCUGGAUAUUUGUCGCAUUUCUGACGGCAACUGGAGUUGUAAGCUUAAACUCAGAUUUUGCAAUCCAAUAUCAAAACUGUAACUUUAUCAUAAGAUACUUGACCUAUAGCACAUGCACGGUGCUUCAUUGUCGUUUUUUUUCCAUUAUUUUAUUCAUAUUUAUUUUUCAUUUUAUUUUUUAAUUUUUGCUUUGACUUUUUUAGCUCGGCAGUUUUAUACUCGCACGUGUCACAAGGGAGUUGAUCAAAUUGCAGCAAACAGGCGCCGACAAGAUUCAACGAGUCCGGUUAGAUGGAGCGUUAUAUCGUUUCUUUUUUCGGUUAAUUUUAUCAAAAAGAUUUUAAUCGGGCAACUGUCCACCUCAGUAGCUGUUAACUUAUCCUGCAGACAUCUUUUCUUUACUUGAUGAAAACUGGCAUAUAGAUAUACGAGACAUUAAAUGGCAAGCGAGGUGUGGUUUGAGGGUUGAUAUUAGCCACGGGAGAAUCUAAGCUUCUAAGUUGAAGAAGGAGAGUUUAGUAAACUCACUAUUUAUUUUCCGAUCGAGUCUUAUUUUCCAUUCUCCUGCCAUGUUUGAUAAUAAUGAGCAAGCCAAAAAUUAAAGUGGAAAAGUGAGAAAUCUAAAAACGGGCACCAUGUUAAAUGGGUCAUGGCAAUAUUUGCAGCGACAUUUGCAUAUGUAUCCCAUAAUUUUAACAUCAUCUUGUAAAAGCCCUGACAGGCUAUCUAUGUACCAGGUUAAAACUUUCCAAAAAAGCGUAAAAUAAGGGUUCGGGGUUCCAAAUAACCCCCCCCCCCCCCCCCCGCCAUCUCGUACCAAAAUUGGGGUAAGGAUGUGCCUGCUGUACGUCCGAGCGUCCGAGGGUACUAUUUGCAUGAUUUUACAUUUACUUAUGACGAUAACAGCUAAAGUGAGUUGAAAGCUGGAAAUAAUUAACAUUUGUCCUGUUGUAGACUUGGCAUCAGAACAUGUGUUCUAAUGAUUCCCCUUCUUGGCAUCACGUGGUUGUUUGGUCUUCUCUCGCCUCUACACAAGGCUUUCACCUACAUCUUCACCAUUCUCAACUCUACUCAGGUUUGCUGUAAAUUUCCUUGGUAAAAUUAAGAUAGCCAUGCUGAUAAAAGUUAGAGCUUGAAGCCUCUAAACAAAUUGAAAAAAAUCCUUCUAUCAGUCAAUCAAUGUGGUAAUGAGACCGUCAGUCUUUAGUCAGUCCUUCCUCCUAUCCAUCUAUCAGUCAUUCCUUCAGUUUUUUGAUCAUUUUGAUAGCCGUUUAGCCAAUGAAUAAUUUCAUCGGUCAGUCAAUCCCUCAACCGUCUGUUUUUCUCCCUUCAUAAACUUACAAGUUAAGUUCAGCUGAGUUAAUAACUACCCUGUUUCGCAAAGAUCUCUUUACUUGUCAUGAUAUUAUAUUUCAAACAAAAAAAAGACUUAUUAUCCGUAAUUAUAUUUGUAUUGUAGGGUGUCCUGAUUUUCAUCCUGCACUGUAUGAGAAACAGUCAGGUAAGAUCGAAACUAAAAAAAAUUAUCUUAACAUUGUGCAAAUCAUGACAGAAUGUGGGCUACUUGAAUAACCAGAUUUUAGAACUCAGCAACUGAUUCAUGUUACCUUAUGUUUAUUAACAGAUAAGGGAGCGAUUGCGAGGCAAAAUUAAAAUAUUGAAGAUUGGUCAGAUUAGAGCUCGAAUGAAAGUUCGAAUGAACGCUGUUUCCCCAUCUCCAAACAACAGAAACUCAACCAAAAAGAAUGUAAAGAUGAAUCCAACUGGUGGUGGUGCAGUGUGGGCAACUAAAUUGCACCCAUUCAGCGAAUGGGUUGAUGAGUUGAAAUAG
Pocillopora meandrina is the source of this 7746-nucleotide messenger RNA. The record is from the annotation of a GenBank genome assembly. NCBI's taxonomy places the organism in Eukaryota, Metazoa, Cnidaria, Anthozoa, Scleractinia, Pocilloporidae.